This is a messenger RNA of Aspergillus versicolor CBS 583.65, 1658 nucleotides long. RefSeq names its product putative extracellular exo-polygalacturonase. Bases 119 to 1369 code for a protein of 416 amino acids. The transcript has 5 exons. Gene Ontology annotation, molecular function: polygalacturonase activity. NCBI's taxonomy places the organism in Eukaryota, Fungi, Ascomycota, Eurotiomycetes, Eurotiales, Aspergillaceae. Gene Ontology annotation, biological process: carbohydrate metabolic process. The record is from RefSeq and is a predicted model, not a curated record.
ACGGUUGCUCUUACAUACUGCAACUGGAAGCAACAACGGCCAUCACAACUCAGCACGAUGUAUAAAAUGUUCCUCUGCCCUCUCCUAUGCUCUAUUCCAUCCACAGCACUCCACCAAAAUGCAUCUCUUCCCCACGGCCUUAACUUUCGCAUCCUUAGCUACUGCCUCUGUCGAGGUUAUCUCAAGUCGCGACCGAACCACCUGUACCGUCAAGGCUCUAGGAGACGAGCAGAACGAUGUCCCCAACAUCCUAGAUGCAUUCGACAAAUGCGGCCACUCCGGCAACAUCGUCUUCCCAGAGGGCGAGACAUAUUGGAUUGGAGAGCGUCUGAAUCCACAUGUUUCUGAUGUUACAAUUGACUGGAGAGGCACAUGGCUGUUCUCGGAUGACCUCACCUACUGGCGAAACAACUCGUACCCCAUCGCCUUCCAGAACCAUGCAGCCGGAUUCGUCCUCUCGGGUCGUGACAUCCGCAUUAACGGUCAAGGGACCGGUAGCAUCAACGGUAAUGGCGACACUUGGUAUACAGAUGAGGCUGGGGAGACGCAGCCCGGACGUCCCAUGCCAUUUGUCUUCUGGAAUGUAACCAACGUGCAAGUCUCCAACUUCGCCGUCGACCAGCCGCAGCUCUGGUCCAUCAACAUCAUGAACGGCACGAACAUGGACUUCACCAACAUCACAGUCACCGUAGAUGCGAGUUCCGCUCCAGAGGGCGAGAACUGGGCUCAGAAUACAGACGGAUUCGACACGAUGGACGCGCACAACAUCACACUGCGAAACUUCACCUUCACGGGCGGGGACGACUGCAUCGCCAUCAAGCCGCGCUCGUCAAACAUCCACGUCUCGGACAUAACCUGCAACGGCGGAAACGGAAUCGCCAUUGGCAGUUUGGGCCAAUAUCUCGAAGACUCGAGCGUGACCAAUGUCCUUAUUGAAAAUGGUAAAGUCCCUGGUACUCGGUUCGGGACGUACAUAAAGACCUGGGUUGGCGUGCUCGUUGAAACAGAUAGCUACGAGUCCGAGUAUCUUCCUCGCGGAGGGGGAUGGGGUUCUGUGAGGAAUGUUACGCUUUCGAAUAUUGAUGUUUCGGACGCGCAGCGUGCGGUUGUGAUUUCGCAGGAUAGUGGGGGUGAGUCUAAUGAGACGGCUCAGGGUACGAGUAAGAUGGAUAUUUCGGGGGUUCGGUUUGAGAAUUACUCGGGGAAUUUGGCAGGGGGUAACGAGGUUACUGUGAGCUGUAGCGAGGUGCAUCCUUGUUUUGAUAUUGAGUUCACGGACUUUGAGGUCGUGUCCGAGGAUGGGGAUGAGAUUACUGCGAGCUGUGAAUGGACAGAAGAAGGAGGUGUUACUGGGAUAGAUGGCUGUUAAGCUGUUGGAUUAACAUUACUAUAUUAUGAAGCUACAUGUAUAUCAGGUCUAGAUCCAAGUUAUGCAAGCUUAGAAGAACUCUGGACCACGCCAGCAGAUGCCUCAAUAUCAUCAGUCUUGGGCGUAAUAGUCCCCUCGCUAGCUCCUUUACGCAGACCAACAAGGGUAACAGGGUCGGUUUGGACAAGGUACAUGUACCAGUAGUAUGUCCCCACGAACAGCCCCCCACCAACAAUAUUCCCUAGUAAAGUCGGAAUAAUCCCCUUCCAAAUAUACAACCCCACCGAAA